This is a messenger RNA of Physeter macrocephalus (sperm whale), 487 nucleotides long. RefSeq names its product E3 ubiquitin-protein ligase RNF220-like. Gene Ontology annotation, biological process: protein ubiquitination. Bases 1 to 426 code for a protein of 141 amino acids. The record is from RefSeq and is a predicted model, not a curated record. Lineage: Eukaryota; Metazoa; Chordata; Mammalia; Artiodactyla; Physeteridae. The transcript has 4 exons. Gene Ontology annotation, molecular function: ubiquitin protein ligase activity.
AUGGGGAAAAGUAAGAAAAAGGCAGCAGCACUGUUUGACAGCCAGGCCCCUAUUUGCCCCAUCUGCCAGGUCCUGCUGAGGCCCAGCGAGCUGCAGGAGCACAUGGAACAAGAACUGGAACAGCUGGCGCAGCUGCCUGCCAGCAAGAAUUCCCUUCUGAAGGAUGCCAUGGCUCCAGGCACCCCCAAGUCCCUCUUGUUGUCUGCUUCCAUCAAGAGGGAAGGAGAGUCUCCGACAGCAUCACCACACUCAUCUGCCACUGACGACCUGCACCACUCAGACAGAUACCAGGUGAGGAGGGGUGGGCUGGGCCCUUGGGUGAGAGCUUAUAGGGCAGGCCUGGGGCUAACUCCUCCCAUCCUCAGGAUACAAGGGGAAAGGCCUGAACUGUGUUUGGUUCCCUCUGUGUCUACUGCCUCUAACUGAACCAAAAGGCACAGGUGUCAGGGAAUGUGCCAUAAAUGGACGGAUUUUAGGGAGAGAGGCC